Molecule: messenger RNA, 2152 nt
Organism: Drosophila bipectinata
Lineage: Eukaryota; Metazoa; Arthropoda; Insecta; Diptera; Drosophilidae
Source: RefSeq, a predicted model, not a curated record
UCCAGGCCAACUUUUCGACGGGCUUAUUCAACUGUGAGUAGCAGGAUGUUCAGUGUAUUGGGUAACUCACAGGACCUUUCGAAUUCAGUGACGGUCUAUAAGCAAAUGCCCCCCCUUUACCAACUGGAUGACUAUGAUCUCUGCCAAGACAGGAUGGCCGGCAUUUACUGCCUGGCUUACGUGGAAAUUAAACCAAACUCCAGCUCGGUUCUUUGGCAGCUAAUUGAAGAGGUCUCGUUGGAUUCAAAACACCGCUUUCGUCAUGAUCAUGUCUUCAGAGGAGUGUGUCUAGAAAGGUGCCUGAACAUUAUCCUUUUAGCUGGCGAUGCAACUGUCUUUCAACAAGAAGAUAUCCAGGACCUAGAGCUUAGUUCCUACUACAAUAAGGUACAUCUAAGACGUGGCGACGCCGAGGAGCGCCUGCUCUACAACGAAAUGGUUAAUACUUGUUUAAACCUAGAGUUCGGCCAGAAGUAUGAGCUGCAAGUGCAAAGCCUCAUAGAAUAUUGUGACAAGUCCAAUGAUCCUUUGGAUGCUCUGGACCUUACAAUUUACAUCCUAAUGGCCUCCAUCCUGAUGCUCACAAUUCUUUCCACCUUUUACGAUUACCAGAUAAGAUCUUCCAGUUUGCAGCAGGACUCUAGCUUUUACCAAGUUCCUUUAAAGAGCAGCCGGGAGAUACUACUCACCUCCUUCUCUCUGAGGCGCAACUACCAUCGUCUAAUACAGCCGCAUUCCAGCACCUUCUCGCGCGAUAUCAGCUUCUUUGAUGGUUUCCGAGCCAUCGGUGUUUUUAUGGUGAUUUUGGGUCACACCUUGAUGGUCUUUAUGACGGUUCCAAUACAGAAUCCCGAGUUCUACGAGCAGUUCCUGUUCAAGUUUGAGACUUCUAUUUUUCAGAACGGCAGCCUGGUCAUCCAAAUAUUCUUUGUAAUGAGCGGUUUCCUUCUUUUUGUGAACUUUACGGACAGGCAACUGGUUAACCCGCAGACGAGCACCAUCAACUGCAUUGCCGCCUACUUUCGUGUGUUUUUCUACAGAUACUUUCGUCUCCUGCCAUCGCUCCUGGCAGUGAUCCUUUUCAACGCCACUUUGUUAGUGCGCCUCCAGGACGGACCCUUUUGGCGGCACCUGGCCGAGGGCGAGCGUGUAUUCUGUCGCAUUAAUUGGUGGAAGAACGUCUUCUUUGUGACGAAUCAUAUGCUGGAAGAUAGUUGCUCGCAUCAGACUUGGUAUUUGGGAGCUGACAUGCAGCUUUUUGAGCUCUUUCUGAUGGUGAUUGUUAUUACCAAAAAACACCCACUUCUAGGUAAACCCAUCUACAUACUACUACUGCUGCUUGCAUUUGUGGUUCCUGCAGCGUUGACCUACAUCCUCGAGCUGGACGCAAUAUACCAUAUACGUCCAGAGACAUAUCGCUACUUGUAUUUUCGGCACUCGGAUACCUUUUACCAGAUGUAUCCACCCUUCUACACCAAUCUUGGUGGCUACCUCUUUGGGUUCUUGUGCGGGCAUCUCUACAUCCACCAACGUUCCUCUACGGUCGUCCUCCGAGGGAAGCUGAGGUAUGAGCUGGGCAUGUGGCUGCUUGUAUCGGCAAUCCUGGGUUUGCUGAUGUCCGGCUAUAUCUUUAUGCGGCAUGACUUUGCUAAGCCCUCCUUGUGGUUGGCCUUGUACGCCGGUCUUCACAAGAACCUGUGGGUGUUGAUUUGCGCGGGAUUCGUGUUCCUGAUGAGCUGCAAAGUAGGAGGCAUGGCCUAUGCCUUCUGCACCAUGCCGGUGUUUCGACCUCUGGCUCGGAUUUCCUUUCAGGCCUUUCUCUGGCAUAUCGUCGUUAUUCGUGUGGUGGUGGGCGGGAUCCGGCAACCGGUAUAUGUCAGUAGUCUAUUUCUGAUUUGCAAUGUCCUGAGUGUUUUUAUUUUAACACUCACCGUGUCUGCUUUUUCGGCGCUGUUACUGGAGUAUCCACUGGGAGAGGUGCUGCGCUGUUUUUUGACACAGGAAAAGAGUGCGUAUUGCUAUAUGUCAAUUCAUUACAACUAAAACAAUCUACUUUUAGAUAAAAAAGAAACAAGUCCAGAAAUUCAAAUGGGACGCGCGCAGUCAGCUGCUUAGAGUGACCGUAUUCUGGGCCAGGGCUACCUUUAUUCAU